Messenger RNA from Scomber scombrus (Atlantic mackerel), 1532 nucleotides. It is a transcript of the gene sgms2b, whose product is annotated as sphingomyelin synthase 2b. Lineage: Eukaryota; Metazoa; Chordata; Actinopteri; Scombriformes; Scombridae. The transcript has 7 exons. Gene Ontology annotation, cellular component: endoplasmic reticulum membrane; Golgi membrane. Gene Ontology annotation, molecular function: sphingomyelin synthase activity; ceramide cholinephosphotransferase activity. Gene Ontology annotation, biological process: sphingomyelin biosynthetic process; ceramide biosynthetic process. Bases 381 to 1532 code for a protein of 383 amino acids. The record is from RefSeq and is a predicted model, not a curated record.
CUCGCGGCAACACAGAGGGUUCCACAGCGCGUGAGGAAGAGGCGACGUUCUAAAAGGAGAAAAAGAGAAAAGAUUUGAUUUAAAGAGGAGGAAAAAAGCACUUCUCCUCAAGAGGUUUGUGCCGAACCAUCCUGACCACACCUGAUCGACCAAUCACCUGCUGAGUUUCUGUUAUUCAUCGGAUCACUGAUCUGCACCAGACAGACCGAUCAGUGAUCCCAGCCAACAGCAAAUCAGACGCCACCAGGAAUAUUUGUGAAACUUUAACCUGCAGAAACACAAGCAGCACAUUAACGUUUAUUUUGUGACUGUGGUGAACUUUUUCCUUAUUGAUCAGACAAUCAAUAAGUUUUCCUUAAGGGGGGAAAUAAAGAUAAUCAAUGGCGGCUUCCGAGCUGAUCCGCGGCACCGACGAUGUCCGCCCUCAUGUGGAAGUUAACGUAACCGCAAGCACCCUGCCUUUGACUCCUCAUCCUCCCAGAGUUGCCAACGGUAACCCGGCUGGCCACACGCACUCACCGCCGACCGCCGGCGACGCCCACGAUGGCAAAAACAAGCACGAGCGCAGCAAACUGAGCAGUCUGCUACAGAACCAGCUGAUCCACUCGCUGAGCAGCGGCCUGAGGCGACAAUGCGACUACGUGAAGAUCUCCGUUCCCGAGGAGCGAGCGGACCGCCUCCCCACAGAGUGGUGGAAGACAGCCGUGGCCUUCCUCUAUGCCCUCUUCAACCUCGUCUUCACCACUGUCGUCAUCACCAUCGUUCACGAGAGGGUGCCGGACAAAUCGGUGAGCCCGCCGCUGCCCGACAAGUUCUUCGACUACGUGGACCGGGUUCCCUGGGCCUUCAACGUCACCGAGGUCAACGGGCUGAUCCUGGUGGGACUCUGGUUCGUCCAGUGGAUCUGCCUCAAACACAAAUCGAUCAUUGGUCGUCGCUGUUUCUUCCUGAUCGGGACUCUCUACAUGUAUCGCUGCGUCACCAUGUACAUCACCACGCUGCCAGUGCCUGGGAAACACAUGGUGUGCGCUCCCAAGCUUUACAACGACUCAACUGGCAAAAUUUGGAGGAUUCUGAGGCUGAUUUCAGGAGGAGGUUUGUCUCUGACCAGUUCCCACAUGAUGUGCGGUGACUUCCUGUACAGCGGUCACACGGUCAUGUUGACGCUGUCCUACCUCUUCAUCAAAGAGUACUCUCCUCCGUGGAUGUGGUGGUAUCGAUGGUUCUGCUGGUUUCUGAGCGCCUCGGGAGUCAUUUGCAUCCUAAUCGGCCACGAGCACUACAGCAUCGACGUGGUGAUCGGAUACAUCGCCACCACCAGGACGUUCUGGUGGUACCACACCAUGGCCAACACACACACUCUGCGUGAUGCGCCCAACAACUACCUGUCGAACACGUGGUGGAACGUGAUCUUUAACUUCUUGGAGAGGAACGUUCAGACGAAGGUUCCCGUCGUGUUCUCAUCGCCAGUGCCGCUGCCGUCCUCCUGCAGGCAGCGCUACAGGAUGGUGGAGGGGGGGAGGGACGAGUGA